Guyanagaster necrorhizus is the source of this 1398-nucleotide messenger RNA. RefSeq names its product putative pheromone receptor. The transcript has 7 exons. NCBI's taxonomy places the organism in Eukaryota, Fungi, Basidiomycota, Agaricomycetes, Agaricales, Physalacriaceae. Gene Ontology annotation, biological process: G protein-coupled receptor signaling pathway. The record is from RefSeq and is a predicted model, not a curated record. Gene Ontology annotation, cellular component: plasma membrane. Bases 1 to 1398 code for a protein of 465 amino acids. Gene Ontology annotation, molecular function: mating-type alpha-factor pheromone receptor activity.
AUGGCUUCUCCAAACUACGUCUUCUCUAUCUUCGCCUUCCUUGGCUUCAUUAUUAGUAUGAUUCCGUUCUACUGGCAUAUGGAAGCAUGGAAUAUUGGGACGUGCUCGUACAUGCUAUGGGUUGGAUUUGGGUGUUUCAUGUACUUCAUCAAUUCUAUCGUCUGGAACGGGAAUGCUAUAAAUUGGGCACCAGUCUGGUGUGAUAUUUCGUCUCGGUACAUCAUCGCCUUGACUGUCGCGAUUCCCAUCUGUUCUCUGUGCAUCAACCGCCGGCUAUACUAUAUCGCAACAUCGGACGCAGUCAUGUACUCCAGGAAAGAGAAACGCCGUGCGAUCAUAAUCGAUCUGGCGAUGUGUAUUGGUGUGCCAGUGUUGGAGAUGAUAAUUGCCUACAUACCGCAAGGGAACCGCUUCAAUAUCUACGGUGAUAUCGGCUGCAUGCCCGCCAUUUAUCAGACUUGGGUCGCAGUGGUCCUGUAUCUUUUGCCGCCCAUUCUCAUUGGUUGUGUCUCGGCCGUGUACUGUAUUCUGACCAUCAUCGCGUUCAACCGACGCCGGUUGCAAUUCAAGGAAGUCCUAUCUGCUCACUCGAAUUUGAGCUCAAGUCGUUACUAUCGCCUCAUGUUCAUGGCUUCGGUGGACCUGAUGUUGACGGUUCCACUUGCGACGUACAUUCUCGUAAUGAACACGCAUGACUUGCAGCCCUGGAUCAGCUGGGAGAACGUGCAUUUCGAUUUCUCUCGUGUGGAUCAAAUACCGGCAAUUCUCUGGAGGUCGGUGUCUGCGGGAACGCUCCUCGAGCUGCAGCGGUGGUUAGUUGUCAUGGGUGCAUUCGUGUUCUUCCUACUCUUCGGCUUUGCGGAUGAGGCCAAGAAGCACUACCGAGCCGCCUACAGCUCCGUUCUCAAGCGUGUUAGUAGCAGUUCUCUUGGCUCUACGAACCUUGGCUCGAAGUGGACCUCCAGUGGCAACGGCAGUCUACCUGUCUUUAUCGAGAAGAAGGUUGUCAAGAAGCACGACUCGUCGGAGUCCUUCACCGACAUGUCGUUAUCGCAUUCCAAUGACUCCAAGGAGAAGUCCUUCUCCGGUGAUAUGUCUUUCGGCGCGUACUCUUUUGCUGAUGUGGGCGGUGCCCUCAGCAGCACCCCUCCCAAAGAUCCCUUCGCGCCGAAGUCCAUUGUCACCUCGUCUUCUUCUUCCGUGAUAUCAGAUUCAUCGUCUUCGACGCCGCCGAAAUACACUUCCCAGGAAGACCUCACCAUCGAGAUCUCCUCUGUUCGUCAUCUCUCCAUCAUCGAACCUGCCGUCCCGCCGCGCACCUUGGACCUUUCCAAUAUUCCAAGACAUUUAGUUGACCUGCCGAAGCCAGUUGGAGCGAACACACCCGAUGUCGUAUGA